Oncorhynchus nerka (sockeye salmon) is the source of this 496-nucleotide messenger RNA. RefSeq names its product cytochrome c oxidase subunit 6A, mitochondrial. Lineage: Eukaryota; Metazoa; Chordata; Actinopteri; Salmoniformes; Salmonidae. The record is from RefSeq and is a predicted model, not a curated record. Gene Ontology annotation, cellular component: mitochondrial inner membrane. The transcript has 3 exons. Gene Ontology annotation, molecular function: enzyme regulator activity. Gene Ontology annotation, biological process: mitochondrial electron transport, cytochrome c to oxygen. The coding region runs from base 54 to 395 and encodes 113 amino acids.
UUCCCCUACAUCACUUCCGUUCAUCUGCUGAUCGAGUCAGAAAGACAGUGAAAAUGGCGGCUUUCGGACGAAUUUCUCAAACGCUCCUGCGGUCCUCAUUGAUCCAGACUCGUCAACUCUCUGCCACAGCGGCCCAUGGUCAUGCAGAGCAAACAGCCAGAACAUGGAAGAUCCUCUCCUUUGUGGUUGCUCUUCCGGGAGUUGCAGUGUGCAUGUUGAACAUGUACCUGAAAAUGCAGCACCAUGCUGCGCACCAUGUGGAGCCAGAGUUUGUCCCUUACAGCCAUCUUCGCAUUCGCAGCAAGCGUUUCCCUUGGGGAGAUGGCAACAAGAGCCUGUUCCACAACCCUGAAGUGAAUGCCCUCCCUGAUGGCUAUGAGGGACGUGACGAGUGAUCUCUCCCUCAGACCACCUCACACACUGGGACCAGUCUCUUUCUUCAAUUCAUUACUGUUACUGGACCACACUCUCCAAACUGUUUACUCUUCUCUAUUCU